CUGCACAUGCAUGUUUGCCGGUGCUGGAAUUGAAGCGGGAUUCUUAACUCGAACCCCAGCCAGCCCAUUUUUGCACUUUUCCAAAUGAUGGAAAGAAAAUUAUCCGAGGACUACGAAGAAGUUCCCUGCGACUCUGCCAAUGCUGUAGUAGAAGGAUGUCGGCUUCCAGUUUUAAUGAGAAGUGGAGCAGAAUAUCAAAUGGCUGAAAUCCUCAGUAUUAAAGAACUUGCAGCCAUGCGGGAAUAUUAUGUUCAUUUUUUAGACUUUAAUAAGAGAUUGGACGAAUGGGUAGACGAGAAAAGACUAGACCCGAGCAAGGUCUUCUUUCCCAAAAAGAUUUCACCAUCUCGGCCAUCUUCCCCGGUCGCGGGAGAUGUCCCCACCCUCCCACUACUAGCGACCACUUCUUCAACCCCGUCCCUCAACAAGAAGAAGAAGCAGGGACAGAAACGACCUUACGAUGAAAUAGAUAGGUCAUCCUCACAACCUCCAACUCCUGCCCCAAGUCCUGGACCCGCAACACCAAUCACUCUCAUUAAGGUCGAAAUCAAGGAAGAAAUUCCGGAUUUACUUAGUGGUGGUCCUGCAACUCCAGCCGGUCAGGGUGCUGCUACUACUGCUGGUCCUAGAACGACGGGAAGUUUGAUGAUGCACAGUAAUGACGACGUGGUAACGCGAAUGAAAAAUAUAGAAAUGAUAGAACUGGGCAAGCAUCGAAUCAAGCCGUGGUAUUUCGCUCCAUACCCUCAAGAAUUAGUCCACCUUCCUUGUAUUUACAUUUGUGAAUUUUGCCUAAAAUACCGCAAAUCUGCAAAGGCCCUUGAAAGACAUUUACUAAAAUGUAAAUUAAGACACCCACCUGGAAAUGAGAUUUAUAGGAAGAACAAUAUUUCAGUAUUUGAAAUCGAUGGGAGAAAAAAUAAACAAUACUCGCAAAAUCUUUGUUUACUUGCCAAAUUGUUUUUGGACCAUAAAACUUUAUACUAUGAUACAGACCCUUUUCUCUUCUACGUCAUGACACAAUUAGAUAAUCGGGGCUUCCAUUUAGUUGGCUAUUUCAGUAAAGAGAAAGAGUCUUCAGAAGAUUACAAUGUCGCGUGCAUAUUAACACUCCCUCCUUACCAAAGAAAGGGUUUUGGUAAAUUGUUAAUCGAAUUUAGUUAUGAGCUCAGCAAAUUUGAAGGGAAAUUAGGUUCACCAGAAAAGCCGUUAUCAGAUCUGGGUCUUUUAUCGUACAGAAGUUAUUGGUCUCAUACUAUUCUUGGCAUUUUAUUUACACACAAGGCAUCCGGUGAUCAGGAAAGGCCACAAAUAACAAUAAAUGAAAUUUGCGAGUUAACUUCCAUGAAAAAGGAGGAUGUGAUAUCAACUCUGCAGACCCUGGGCGUCAUCUCGUAUUAUAAAGGAGGCUUUGUCAUAGUUCUCACGCCAGAAAUGGGCAAAAACCAUGAGAAAAGCUCAAGAUUGACUAAAAUUGACCCAAAACAUUUACACUGGACGCCAAAAGACUGGUCAAAACGAGCCAAAUGGUAGAUUAGAAGAAGAUCUAUACUUGCAGUUAAAAACUGUUUACUGCGCACAAGAAAAUUUUUCAUGACGACAAUAUUUUAUAUGUGAAUCACUAAAAAAAACUCCUCUAACUUAUGCCACCAAUUGUUUUUUGAUAGAAAAAAAUGAGUGAUAAAAUAGAUUUCUUGAUUGAUUUCCAGCAUUUAUUAUUUCAGCUGAUAUAGAAUCUAAUUAAAUAUAUCUUUGAUUUGUAGUGUAGAAGUAAUUACAUGUAUAUAAUAGAUGUUAAAAUAUUUUCAAGAUGUUAUAACAAAGAAUUAAAGAAUUACAAAGCAAAAUAGGGUUCUCGGAUCGGUAAAGUAUGAGCCUUGUGAUAUUUAGAUUUAAUAAGAUUUUAGGCUAACCUGAUCCUGAGUUUAGAUAAACUCUUUAUCUUGAUUUUGUUCUACACGAAUAAUUAUCACAUUCUUAAUCCUUGUUAUUUACUAGUAGUAUAAUUAAUAAUUAAUGAUUGCAAAAGUAAAACUUGAGCUCAAAUAAAACGGACUGAAAUUUCAGGUUCAAAAUGUUUU
Messenger RNA from Folsomia candida, 2081 nucleotides. RefSeq names its product histone acetyltransferase Tip60 (gene Tip60). The record is from RefSeq and is a predicted model, not a curated record. NCBI's taxonomy places the organism in Eukaryota, Metazoa, Arthropoda, Collembola, Entomobryomorpha, Isotomidae. The transcript is spliced from 10 exons. Gene Ontology annotation, biological process: regulation of DNA-templated transcription. Gene Ontology annotation, molecular function: histone acetyltransferase activity. The coding region runs from base 85 to 1533 and encodes 482 amino acids.